Messenger RNA from Orycteropus afer afer, 942 nucleotides. The record is from RefSeq and is a predicted model, not a curated record. Lineage: Eukaryota; Metazoa; Chordata; Mammalia; Tubulidentata; Orycteropodidae.
AUGCAGCAGAAGAUCAAACUCCCGCUCCCACGGCAAACACCACCCCCUCCGUCCUCUCCGGAGUCGCCCGGCGGGAGGCGCCGCGGGCCCGGCUACGCGCAGGCGUACUGCGCGGCGGGCGCGCGCGGGGUGUUUGCGCAGGCGCGGGCAGCUAGUGCUAAGCUCCGGCGCGGGCGGCCAGUGGUUCUUGAGCUCUGUCAGUCCCGGCUCGGGAACCCGAGCAGUGGCGGCACCAUGUUACUUCAUUCAGUCAACCUCUGGAACCUGGCAUUUUAUGCUUUCAUGGUUUUCAUAGCGACCCUGGGGCUGUGGGAUGUCUUCUUCGGCUUCGAGGAGAACAAGUGCAGUAUGAGCUACAUGUUCGAGUACCCAGAGUACCAGGUAAGGUUCCGCCCUUUCCUCACCUGGACGCUUCGAGACUCCUGCCUGUUCCUUCUAUGGAUUCAUUCUACCCGGGUAUCCGAAUUCGCCACCUUCCUCUUAGUUAUUACUGCUCUUACUGAAGAGGAAGUACUUCGUUCUAUUGGCUCUAUAGCACUUAGAAAAGCAGAAGACAUUGACUUCAAGUACCACUUUGACUUCUUUAGUGUGAACUUCAAUGAGGAACUGGUGGCACUAUAUGGUGGAAGUCUUCAGAAGCAGACCAAGUUUGUACAUGAAUGCAUUAAAACAAUUCUGAAACUCUAUAAGGGUCAAGAAUUUGCUCCAAAAAGUGUGGCAAUAAUUGGCCAUUCUAUGGGCGGUCUUGUUGCAAGAGCAUUGCUUACAUUGAAGAAUUUUAAACAAGAUCUGAUAAAUCUUCUUAUUACUCAAGCAACACCUCAUGUUGCCCCUGUGAUGCCAUUAGAUCGUUUCAUUACAGGAGAUAGUGCUAGGUGUAAGCAAUUGCAGUUGACUACAAUUCGAGCAUUCUUUGAUCUUAUUGAUGCUGAUACUAAACAA